AUCAUUCUAAAAUUUGUGGUAAAAUAGUAAUGGAGUAUCUAAAAUAUAUUUUAUUCUUGGUGCUAUUGGGCACAAGUCUUUCUUUCGCACAUGAUUACUCUAAGGUAAGGAAAAGUCCAUUACUUUUGGGAAAAUAUUCCGGCUUGUACGAUGAUUGGUGGCAAAAUGCCGUUUUAUACCAAAUUUAUCCCAGGAGUUUUAAAGAUAGCAAUAAUGAUGGAAAUGGAGAUCUUCAAGGAAUAAUCGAUAAGUUAGAUUAUUUUGUAACAACUGGUAUUGACGGAGUAUGGCUCUCUCCUAUUUACAAGUCUCCACAAGUAGAUACUGGAUACGAUAUAUCUGACUUCAAAGAUGUUGACCCCAUUUAUGGUAGUCUAGAAGAUCUGAAAUUGCUAGUUAAUGAGGCUCACAAACGCAAUCUUAAAUUUAUUUUGGACUACGUACCAAACCACACCAGUGAUCACCACGCAUGGUUUUUGGCAUCUGUAAACGGUACUGCUCCGUACGAUGACUACUAUAUUUGGAAAAAUGCCUCAUAUGUUAACGGAACUAGAACACCGCCAAAUAACUGGUUAAGUUACUUUGGAGGGUCUGCUUGGGAAUGGAACGACCAAAGGCAGCAGUACUAUUUGCAUCAGUUCAGUAUUGCCCAACCUGACUUAAACUACCGUAACCCUAAAGUGGUAGAAGAAAUGAAAAACGUUUUAAGGUACUGGUUGGACUUUGGCGUUGAUGGUUUUAGAAUGGACGCGGUUGUGGCUCUAUUUGAAGACGAAUUCUUUAGGGAUGAACCACUUGCAAAUAAUACCAGCGUUUCUGCUGAUAAUCAUGACUUCUUAGAUCAUAUUUACACUAACAACCUUAAUGAAACCUACGAGCUCAUCUAUCAGUUUCGUGAUCUUCUAGAAGAAUUCAAUGCUAACAACAGCAACCUAUCAACCAGAAUUAUGAUGACCGAAGUAUACGCUAAUCUAGAAGACACCAUGAGGUAUUACGUCAGUGAUGAUAAUACCAGACUAGGUGCCCAUUUCACUUUCAACUUCAUAACGUUUAUCCAAGAAACUAAAAUGAACUUCACUGCUAUGGAACUAGCCCAUAAUAUUAUGUUGUUCGAUUUUAAUGUUCCAUUUGGAAGCACUCCUAAUUGGGUGCUUGGCAACCACGACAAUACAAGGGUUUCCACAAGACUAGGAGUUGAAAAUGUGGAUGCUUUUAAUAUGCUUAUUGCACUUUUGCCCGGAGUUCAAAUUACUUAUCAAGGGGAAGAAAUUGGACAAGAAAAUGGUGAAGUAACUUGUGAGCAAGGGUAUGAUCCCCAAGCAAUCAAAAACUGCAGCACCUUUAGUGAAACUAGCAGAGACUUUGAACGUACUCCUUUCCAAUGGAAUAAUUCCACUAAUGCCGGAUUUAACGAUGGUCAUUCCGCCUGGCUCCCAGUAAGUAAAAAAUACCUAAAUACCAACUUAGCUGCGCAAGACAUUUCUGGAUUAGACAGUCACUAUAACAUCUACAAAACAGCUGUUCAGGUCAAAAAAGAAUUUAAGAUAGUGAGAGACAUAGAAACGUUAUCCUGGGGCGGUAAUAUCGAAGGUGUUUUCUACUUUAGAAGAUCAAUCGAUGACAGGGUGGACUAUGCUGGUUUGUUUAAUGUUGCAGACCAAUCGCAAUUCGUCACUAAUUUUGUUUUGCAAAAUUUUACAAUGGAAAUUGUCGCCAAAAGUUUAAAUAGUCAGUACAAUAUAGGUGACUUUUUCAAUUAUUCUUUGCCAUUGCUUCCAAGAGAAUCAUUCUUGAUGAAGCUGACUGACCAAAAUAAAUAAGAUUCAUAGUGUGAUUUUAUUAUAUUUAAUUUUUUUACUGUAUUAGUGCUUUGAAUGUAAUAAAAAAUAUUCAUUUAUAAACAA
Anthonomus grandis grandis is the source of this 1904-nucleotide messenger RNA. Its product is annotated as maltase 2-like. Gene Ontology annotation, biological process: carbohydrate metabolic process. The record is from RefSeq and is a predicted model, not a curated record. The transcript has 10 exons. The coding region runs from base 30 to 1820 and encodes 596 amino acids. NCBI's taxonomy places the organism in Eukaryota, Metazoa, Arthropoda, Insecta, Coleoptera, Curculionidae.